This is a messenger RNA of Papaver somniferum (opium poppy), 1457 nucleotides long. Its product is annotated as leucine-rich repeat extensin-like protein 3. The record is from RefSeq and is a predicted model, not a curated record. The transcript has 6 exons. The coding region runs from base 553 to 1263 and encodes 236 amino acids. NCBI's taxonomy places the organism in Eukaryota, Viridiplantae, Streptophyta, Magnoliopsida, Ranunculales, Papaveraceae.
GCGGGAGAAAGAGAGAAAAAGAAAAGAAGAAACCCUAGGUACCAUUUUAACAGGUGAUUUUGCUGAUUUGACGUGAUCUAAUGGGUUAAGGAUGAAAUUUUAUCAAACUUAAUUGCUUUCUUUCAUGAAAAAGGUUGAUAGGAUACGAUGCUGACUCUCCGUCCACCAGUGAGACUUAAAUGAGGAAGAUUGGAAGCGUUUUACCAGCCUAUACCUGAAGAAGCUGAAUCGGAAUCGUUUGCUGGUAACAUUGAGCUUGAUGAAGUUGUCCACAUAGUUGAACCCGAAGAUUUUCUCACCCAAAGAACUCAAUUAGAAGAAGUCAGACCCUCAGGAAAAGAUCGUUACAGUUGUGAUAUGUGCUCAGAAACCCAUACAAAAUUUACUACAAUUGUCUGGAUUGGUUACUGGAAGUUCAGAAAUUCUGCAACUGUCCUCGACUAGGUCUAAGUAGGUUAUCUAAGAAGGAUUGCAUAUGCCUUCUUCUUCUAUAAAAAGACAAGAUUUUGAUCACAUAAUCCACCACUUCAAGUUACAAAGUCAGUCAUAAUCAUGGUGUCUUUUAUGAGUUUCCGAGUACGGUUGUUGCUUAUCUUUGCAGUUCUUUCUCUGACUGCAUACUUGGAUGUGGCAUCAGCACAAUGUCUCCCUGGGCAAAGGUUUUUGAAGAGAUUCCCAACCUUAUGUGGUUUAUGUAAUGGCAAGUGUAAUUUCAAAUGUAACAUUUUUGCGGGUGGCCAACCAGGUAAUGGUAUUUGCACCGGAGGUGGUCUGGGCAUGUGCACAUGUUGUUGUGGAAGAGCGAAUCCCCCAAAACCAGUCCCAGCCAAAUCCCCGCCACCGCCAUCACCACCUCCUCCAUCUCCACCACCGCCGCCACCAUCACCCCCUCCUCCAUCUCCACCACCGCCGCCGCCAUCACCACCUCCUCCAUCUCCACCACCACCACCUCCAUCACCACCUCCUCCAUCUCCACCUCCAUCUCCACCACCGCCAUCCCCACCUCCGCCUCCGCCUCCACCUCCAACAGCUCCAGUAGGUUUUUGCAGUGCCGGUCAGACUUCUGAGGUGUCUCCCAUGACCGAUUGUAGUGGCUGUACAAGAGCAUAUUGUGCAACUAAAUGUCCAGGAGGCCAAGCUUCAGUGAAGAAAGUGGGCGGCUGCAAUGACAUUUCAAAAGCAUGUAGGUGUUGUUGCAGUAGCAGUACCCUCUCAUCAUCUACUAAUGCUCUUCGUACAUCGUUAUUCACAGCAGCACAGUGAAUAAUGAUUUUCAGUAAAACAAUCACGUACGUAAUAAAAAUAAGAAGUCUGUGUUUUUAUUGAGUUUGUUUAAGCAUGUAGUAGCUAGCCAGUGAGUGAUCUGUAUUUUUCAUCUUACAUUGAUGUAUCAAUCGCAGAUCAGAAAACGACAUCUUUUCAUUUACAGGCCUCUUAAUGCCCUGAUUUUUAAUUAA